AUGGAGCACUUUGAUCCUAAUAUCUAUGCGCCAGAUUAUCUCAUGUAUCAGCUGAGAGAUUGCUUCACUCAACUGGGUCUCUUUGAUCUUCGGUACGUUGGCCCCACUUUCACCUGGAUCAACUCGCAACCUGAUAAUCCCAUCUCAAAGAAGCUUGAUAGACUGAUGGUGAACAAUGCCUUUAUCGGUUCCUACCCCCACGCCCUGUCCACCUUUCAAGCCCCUCUCUUCUCAGACCAUUCACCAUGUGUCCUGGACCUAGCCUUUAGCCUCCCUUCAGCUGGUACCAAACCCUACAAAUUCCAAAACUACCUCAUCAAACACCCUGGUUUCGCCCAGCUAAUACAUGAUGCAUGGAUUCAAACUAGAAAUGCUUGUCAAACUCUGCCUCAAUUGUGUUGGAAACUAAAGCAAAUAAAGAGUGCACUAAAAAUUCUAAACAAAGAUAAUUACUCUAAAAUUCAGGAGAGAGUAAAUGAAACUAACAGUUUGCUUCAACUUGCGCAUGUACAAGCUCUUCAAAACCCUACUCCAGCUACAUUUCAGGCAGAGAGAGAUCUGCAUCAAAAGUGGAAUUUCCUAAGGGAGAUAGAGGAAAUAUUCUUUAGACAGAAAUCAAGGAUCAACUGGUUAAGAGAGGGGGACCUGAACACGACUUACUUCAUGCGUAUCUGUCAAACGAGAGCCAGCUACAACGCUAUUCGAGCCUUCCCGCUAGUUGAUGGAACAUGGGUAACAGAUCCUCUUGCAAUGAGUGAGCUAGCAGUAAGUCACUUCACAGCAGUGCUAGGGCCUCAGUACUACUAUCCACCGCUCCUGCACACUACACCGAUCUGGAUCAAGACCUCUCGGCCUUUCAGUUUCCGGAGCACUUAG
Raphanus sativus (radish) is the source of this 876-nucleotide messenger RNA. RefSeq lists its product as uncharacterized. The record is from RefSeq and is a predicted model, not a curated record. Lineage: Eukaryota; Viridiplantae; Streptophyta; Magnoliopsida; Brassicales; Brassicaceae. The transcript has a single exon. Bases 1 to 876 code for a protein of 291 amino acids.